CCAUGCUUAUUAUAAUAUAUUGAAUUCUAAAUGAUUAAAGAUAUAACUUCUCUGUUUACUUUAACAGCUUAUAAUUAUGUGCUCUCUGUCAUUUUUACACCAGUGCUACAAGUAAUCAACCUCACUGCAACUUAUGUGUCAUUGAUUGCAGAGCUUGUAGUUUUUAAUGAGCCAACUAAAGCCUUAUAUAUCAUAUAUAAAACUUUUUUCUCUUACAGAUGUAUAUAUUGCUUCUUGCAUUCAAUUAAUCAUUGUAGCAAUUUGUUCUGAUUUUAAUGGCACUGGUUUCCAAGAUAAAGAUACAUCAGAGAUACCAUUCUCAUAUUUAGUGUCUGAUUCCUUCCACUCUAAUGUAUUAACCACUAUCCAUAUGCAGCCAGAUGUAGAAUCCCUAUCAUCAGUUGUACCAACAGAAGAAGAAAAGGAAAAAGUAUCAAGUCAAUUAUUAUUCGUUAUUGAAAC
Messenger RNA from Cokeromyces recurvatus, 462 nucleotides. RefSeq lists its product as uncharacterized. The record is from RefSeq and is a predicted model, not a curated record. Bases 31 to 270 code for a protein of 79 amino acids. Lineage: Eukaryota; Fungi; Mucoromycota; Mucoromycetes; Mucorales; Mucoraceae. The transcript has 2 exons.